Phaeodactylum tricornutum CCAP 1055/1 is the source of this 2448-nucleotide messenger RNA. RefSeq lists its product with no specific name. Bases 29 to 2200 code for a protein of 723 amino acids. The transcript has a single exon. The record is from RefSeq and is a predicted model, not a curated record. Lineage: Eukaryota; Bacillariophyta; Bacillariophyceae; Surirellales; Neidiaceae.
AUAGUUUGCCGCUUGAUUCACAGUCAAUAUGCUGGGCUUUAAAGAAACAGACAAGUUAAAACGUCUUGGACAUCGGCAGCUCCACGAUGCACUGAAACUGCUACCAGCACGCGAUACAGCCUCGUAUAUGAAAGCGUGUGAGCACAUUCCAGACUUGGUGAAACUUGAAUCCGAUCCGCUCCUUUUUCUUCAUAUUGAAUGCUUUAAUCCUUGGACAGCUGCUCGUCGUCUUGCUUCAUAUUGGAAUAGGCGCGUUGAAGUUUUUGGUGAGAAAGCGUUUUCUUCACAGUCAAUAGCUUUCGAGCAUGCGAAGCAAUGUAACAACAAUGGUCACUGUCACAAUCCCCGCUACUUACAGCUUCUCCCAACAAAGGCUGGUAGUAGUAGUGCGAUCUACAUCACUAUUUCUGGUCUAAAUACACGAUCACUCGAUACGAUCAGACAGGACUUGUUCAUUGCUUGCCAGAGCCUUUCUACGCAGUCUACGCAGUUUUCCGGUGUCGACUUACUGGUCUUGAUGAAUGAUCCUCCGACCGUUAGUUUUCGGCAAGCCAUGAUUUAUCUUGCUCAGCUCUUUCAAAGGGCUAUGCCUCUCAAAUUUCAUCAACUGUACCUUAUUUCUUACAGCCCAAGCGAAGGGAGAACCGCGUUUCUGGAGAACAUUCUUCCGCUUGUGCUUGAAGGCAUCCCAAAUUUUCUAUCCAAACGAGGCCAUAACAUCUGUGUCUCAGAGUCGCAAAAGGAAGUUCUGGAUUUCCUUUGCGAGGCUGGUUUCCACGUCAAAGAUUUAGUUGGCAGGCUAGGUGGCGUUUGUGGCAUCCCAAAUAAGACGAGAAAACUAGGAGACGUAGAAGUGGAAUCGUUGACUGUGAAGCCAAGAGCUGCCGCCGCGCCGGAGCUCAUCCAAAAGGUUUUGCUGGAAUAUCAAAACAAGACGAUGGCGCAACCUCUUGGUUCUGUGUACAAAACGCCAGUACAGAGUAAAGCCCAGAUGUCCCUGGCCAUCCCUAGAUUUUCCGCCACAAUGAACCUGCCCAUGUCCCAUGUCAAUUUUUCUGCGGAUAUUAUGAAGGAGCUUGACGGGGCCCUUUCUAAAAUUCCGAUAGAGGAAAAGCUCGAGCACUAUGAGGCCACUCAGCGCUGUCCUAAGCUCAUGUGGACCGAAUCAAAUCCGGAACAUUACGUUCAGGCGGCGAAUGGAAACGUUGAGGUUGCGGCUCGAAGUCUCGUCGCCUACUGGCGCUAUAGGAAGCUAUUCUUUGGAUUCCGAGCCUUCAAACCUAUGGUCUUGAUUCAUUCUAGCGAGUCGGCCCUCGAUGACAAGGAUCUAGCAGUCUUAAAUACAGGUUUUACCUCAUUGCUACCGGACAACCGAGACGGAAGAUUGGUGAUCUAUCAUAAUCGUGAAAAGUUGAAGGACAUCGAGACCACCCAGAUACAAAGGAUCCGCUGUAUUUUCUAUAUUCUGCAAAACGCUUCUCAGGAAGAAAAAAGCCGAUUGAAAGGUGUCGUGAUUAUAUCUGCUGUUGGGGAUUUCCCAAUAAAGGAAGAGGCAGGUCCUCGAGAAAAAUCCAUCUUUGCGGAUUUUUUUAACAGUGGAGCAGUUCCAAUCAAAUUGAUUGCGUCGCAUAUGGUACUGCAACGAGGUGCCUCGGUGUCCAUGUUGCCGUCUAUAAUGAAUGCAAUAGAAACAUUCCGACGUAUCACUCCGAAGACAGUGCUUCAUGUCAACGAUGACGAUCAACAGCUCCGGUCUGAAUUGUCCGCGCACGGCUUUGUUCGUGAUAACAUUCCUGAAAGCUGUGGCGGUAGUCAGACGUAUGCAAUUUAUUUCAAGAGCUGGUUACAGAUGCGAAUGAAGCAUGGGAAAGCGAAGCAAUCAACUUCUGCGGCUUUUGAAGCUCACGAGUGUUUUGAAGAAGGCGUGGAAUUCAGUCGGAAGCGAACAUCAAUUAUCUCCUUAUCCUACUCGCAAAAUUCGAGGAAUGAAGACAAGAGGCAGAAAAAACGCAGAAUGGAUAUUAUCUACGCAAGACGCAAAAGAGAGAGGGAGCGUAUUGAGAUCGAAGUACUUCAAGAGAGAGUCACCACACUGCAAUCUCAAAAUCUGAAGCUUCGCGGAGAGAACGAGCGAUUUGUCAGCUUAUUACUGGGUGCAAGCAAUACUGCCAAGCUCUUUGAUGAUGACAAAUCGCUGUAGAUAUUGUAGCUAUUUCUCUUUCUCUCUGAGAUACUUGCAACUUCAAAGACGCUCUCAUUGUAAACGAUAUAUACUUGCUGUUUGCCUAUGCCAAAAUUCGAUAUUGCUUUCGCAUGUGAGCUAAUGUAAGGGAGCACAACGUUUGUUGUAAGACGUCAACAGUCUGAAAGGUUCGAAGCCUCUUCUCAGGAUUCUCGAUUUAUGGUUGCUGUUAGUUCAUUAACUGGAAAAAGAUCCUUCUACCGCUG